AAGCAGCUGUCUGUCUGCCAGCGCUCGAUAUUUCGGUCAUCCGGUCACACAGUGGCGCAGCAGUUCUGUAACAUAAUCGUCACUUCCGCUGCUGUCGGUCAGGACGGUCGCACGCUGGCGGGAGUUCACCCGGUUAAAGCUUUUUAAACCUAGUUACUGCAAAGCCUCGUCCUAAUUAAGACACCAUGGCCGACAGCGACGAUGAGUACGACCGCAGAAGAAGAGACAAGUUCCGCCGGGAGAGGAGCGACUAUGACCGGUCCCGCGAGAGAGAGGACCGCCGCAGGGAGGACUGGAGUGACCGGCGGCCCUCGGCUAGAGAGUGGGACCGGGGCCGCGAGCGGCGCAGCAGAGGAGAGUAUCGUGACUACGAGAGGGGCAGACGAGAGAGGUUUUCCCCUCCACGUCAUGACAUGAGCCCACAGCAGAAGCGCAUGAGGAGAGACUGGGAUGACCAUGGAGGUGACCCUUACCAUGGUGGCUAUGACCUGGGUUAUGGAGGUGGUGGAGGACCCAGCUACGCCCCUCCUCAGCCGUGGGGUCACCCGGACAUGCACCUGAUGCAGCCGCAUCAUGGCAUCCCCAUCCAGGCCAGGCUGGGAAACAUCCAUGAUAUGGAUCUUGGUCCUCCCCUUCCUGUGAUGAAGACCUUUAAGGAGUUCCUGCUGUCCCUGGACGACUCUGUGGAUGAGACGGAGUCGGUCAAACGCUACAAUGAGUACAAGAUCGAUUUCAGGCGGCAGCAGAUGCAGGACUUCUUCCUGGCCCAUAAAGACGAAGAGUGGUUUCGUUCGAAGUACCACCCGGAUGAGGCUGGGAGGCGUAAAGCAGAAGCCCACAGUGCUCUACAGAACCGGCUGAACGUCUACAUGUAUCUGAUGGACAAUAACUGGUUUGAACCGGUCUCUUUGGACAUAGAGCAUGCUCCGCAAAUCACCAAGAUUUUAGAUGCAGCCGUUAUAAAGAUGGAAGGAGGAAUGGAAAAUGAUCUGCGCAUCCUGGAACAGCCCACCGAGGAAGAGGAGGAGCGAGAGAGACUGUCAUCCGGUGGACCUGGUUCUGAAGCUCUUAAACGGGACGAGCCCAGGCCCGCGGAUGUUGAGCGCAAACCCUCGACUGAAAAAGACAAGGUGGGUGAGGGUGAUGAGGGCACUGAGAAGGAUGCGGCCGCUUCUGCAGGAGGAAGUGAAGGAGAGGAGAAGACCGAGAAAGAAGCACCUGCUGAACCAAUCCCAGAACCCAAGAAGCUAAGCAAGAAGAGAAAGAGGAAGCACAGUGGAGACAGUGAAGACGAAGCCAGUGCAUCUGACAGCGAAUCUGAUUCUGACUCCGACUCGAACUCUCACUGCUCGGAGAAACCCUCAGAAAGAGAGAGAGAACCGGACGAGGGAGAGGAGAAGGAGGAAGAGGAAGAAGAGGAGGGGGAAGCCGCUGAUGUGAAGGAGCGAACGGAGGAGCAGAAGGAAAGGGAGGAGAAGAAACCAAAGGACGAUCAGCCUCCACGACCUCGACCUCUUCACAGGACAUGCUCUCUGUUCAUGAGGAGCAUCGCUCCAACCAUAUCUAAAGCGGAGAUCGUCGCUCUGUGUCGACGUUAUCCAGGAUUUAUGCGUGUUUGUUUGUCAGAACCGCAGCCAGAGCGCAGGUUUUUCAGGCGUUGUUGGGUGACCUUCGACAGAGGUGUGAACAUCAAAGAGAUCUGCUGGAACCUGCAGAACAUCCGGCUGCGGGACUGUGAGCUGGCUCCUGGAGUCAAUCGAGAUCUGGCACGUCGUGUGCGGAACGUAAACGGAAUCACUCAGCACAAGCAGGUUCUGCGUAAUGACAUCAAGCUGGCUGCUAAACUGAUCCAUGCCCUGGAUGACAGGGAGAGGCUGUGGAGCCACAAACCCAGAGAAGAGACACACACCCUGGAGGUAUUCUCACUGCACAGCCUCAGACUGACACCAUUUGAAAUGGUUUUGACUGUGAGAUUUGAUCUAUUAUUUUUCCAAUUUCCUGAACUCCCUGCUCAAAACCCCAUUUUGAAGAACAUCACUGAUUACCUGAUUGAGGAAGUGAGUGCAGAGGAGGAAGAGCUUCUGGGAAGUGCAGGAGGAGCCGACUCUGAGGAGGGAUCCAAAGAGGGAAACCCCACUGAGAUAACUGUGGAGAGAGAUGAAAAACUCGUCAAGGUGUUGGAUCGUCUCCUGUUCUAUCUGCGUAUCGUACACUCUAUUGAUUAUUAUAACACCUGUGAUUACCCGAGCGAGGACGAGAUGCCAAACCGCUGCGGUAUUAUCCAUGUGCGAGGACCCAUCCCCCCCAACCGCAUCACUCACAGAGAGGUGGCUGACUGGCAGAAGAUAUUUGAAGAGAAGCUGGGAGCCUUGUUCAGUGUGAAGGAAUCCCUGUCUGAAGACGAGGCAGCAAAGAUGGGCCGCAAAGAUCCAGAACAGGAAGUGGAAAAGUUUGUGCUGGCCAACACACAGGAACUGGGCAAAGACAAGUGGCUUUGUCCUCUGAGUGGCAAAAAGUUUAAGGGCCCAGAGUUUGUGAGGAAGCACAUUCUAAACAAACACGGCGACAAGAUCGAGGAAGUAAAGAAAGAGGUCGUCUUUUUCAACAACUUCCUGAUGGAUGCAAAAAGACCCUCCAUCCCAGAGAUGAAGCCUCCUCCUCCUCCAGGCCCAGGACAGGGGGUGCUUUCGCCGGGAGGUCUUCCAUUCCCACCUCAGGGUCCUCAAGGUCUCAUGGGUUUUGGCCAGCCCAGACCUCCAGUGAUGGGUUAUGGAGGUGGUCCUCCUUACCCACCCAACCAGUAUGGUGGAGGCGGCAGGGGCAACUACGACAACUUCCGUGGACAAGGAGGUUACCCUGGAAAACCUAGAAACAACCGAAUGAUGCGUGGGGAUCCUCGCAAUAUCAUUGAAUACCGUGACUUAGACGCUCCCGAUGAUGUGGACUUCUUUUAGAGCUCCAGUUUUAUUCUCUCCAUUUUAAUCUUUUUUUUUUUUUUUUUUUUUUUUACCAUUCUCAGCAUUUUCUUUUUUGCAUUCAUUCCAGAAGCUGCCUCCUCUGGUUCGCUCAUAUGUAUUACAGUAGCGCUCCACCUGAAGCAUGUCCUUUGUGUUGAACCUCAUUGCAUACUCAGUGUUAUAGAUAUGGAGCUUGUGCUUGUGGGCUUUUUUCUUCCAAUAAAACUUUGAUUUGGA
Messenger RNA from Cyprinus carpio (common carp), 3194 nucleotides. It is a transcript of the gene srrt, whose product is annotated as serrate RNA effector molecule homolog (Arabidopsis). Gene Ontology annotation, biological process: mRNA processing; primary miRNA processing. Bases 186 to 2954 code for a protein of 922 amino acids. Gene Ontology annotation, cellular component: nuclear body. NCBI's taxonomy places the organism in Eukaryota, Metazoa, Chordata, Actinopteri, Cypriniformes, Cyprinidae. The transcript is spliced from 19 exons. The record is from RefSeq and is a predicted model, not a curated record.